Cheilinus undulatus (humphead wrasse) is the source of this 6376-nucleotide messenger RNA. RefSeq names its product protein tyrosine phosphatase receptor type O (gene ptpro). The transcript is spliced from 27 exons. Lineage: Eukaryota; Metazoa; Chordata; Actinopteri; Labriformes; Labridae. Gene Ontology annotation, cellular component: plasma membrane; glutamatergic synapse; GABA-ergic synapse. Gene Ontology annotation, molecular function: cadherin binding; Wnt-protein binding; protein tyrosine phosphatase activity. Bases 304 to 4005 code for a protein of 1233 amino acids. Gene Ontology annotation, biological process: axon guidance; regulation of glomerular filtration; negative regulation of canonical Wnt signaling pathway. The record is from RefSeq and is a predicted model, not a curated record.
CUGCUCGUCUCCAGGCCGCGGCAUGGGCGCCGGAGCCCGGCCUCAUUCCUCCGAAACACCGCGGGUCUGCUUCUUCCGGCGCUUCGAACUGAACGACAGGAUAUAAAUGAGUCUAAUGAGGAAGAUGAAGAUGAUGAUGGAGAGCAGUUAGAGCUGCCGAGCGGAAACAAACCGCAGACUGAAUCCGUGCGCGCAGCGGAGCAUCGCGCUCCGAUGCGGCAGAAAAAUCGCCAUUGUUUGGAUGCGCAGCAGACCGAGAGGAAAAACCCGGAGUGUACCGAGACUGUCUGACACACAAACACGAUGAUUUCCCCGCUGAUCCCCACCGUGUGUCUGCUCUGCUUCACCCAGAGCGUGUUGGCGUUCCAGGCGGCGGUGAACGAGGACGGUCUGAUCGCGGCGACCCUCGAGCGCUCAGACUAUCUGGAGAACGUGACGGCGUACGCAGCUCAGUUCUCUGGAGAACCUCGACCCGUUCUGAUCCAGUUUGUGAACACGAGUGAGCCGGUUCUGUUCAAUGCCUCGCUGCACGGUCUCUGCUACACUGUGGGCUUACUGGUUAGACUGGGACAGAUGUGGUCCAAACCCAUCAAGACCAUCUCAGUCCUAACAAAGCCCCUACCUGUCCGCAGCGCUCACAUUGCAGACUUUAAAGAGUCUCCAGAGACCGGCGUGGUGUUUCAGAUCGACCCCCCGCCUGGGAACGUUUUCAGCAGAGUGAACAUCAGCUUCACCGAGGGACACGACCGACGAUACAUGCUCUAUAAAGAGUUCUACAGGGGGAAGACGGUGUUCAAACACUGGUUACCGGGUGUUUGUUACAGAAACGUCACCUUCCAGCUGAUCUCGGAGGUCACCGUGUUCCAGACAGCCAUGAUCACACACAGCGACAUCACACAUACACCUGUGCACCACAGGACAGUGCCAUAUCCGCCCCUCAACAUUUCCCAUAAGAUUGUCCACCUGAGCCAGAGGGCGGGGCCAGGUGACAUGUCCAGCAUCCCUCCUGAGGCUGGAGAGGAGAGUCGGCGAUCGUCCCGUCGAAUACGAGAGGUCCCCCUCCUGGAGGAGGCGCAGGAGGUGGAGCAGGAGGAGGAGCAGCAGGAGAACACGUCCGAAGAGGCAGCCGCAGUGACGACAGUGACCACGGCGGUUCCCUUCAACACCACAGCCAACUCAAUAGGAAGUAACCUGACCACGGAGGCGGAGACUCAGAGCUACUGGCCCGACCCCCCUGACCCGUCCCCUACUGACCAGGAUGAUGAGUUUGUGAACGCUGUCGUACCCGAGUACGAGGACUCCAAUGAGCCGGGGUCAGCCAUGGGGCUCCCACCUGAGACCGCCAUCCUGCCCACUAAACUGCCCCCCAUCCUGCUGGAGCUCCGCUGGCUCCCUCCCCGCCCCCCGACCAGCUACGACGGCUUCAACAUCUACAUCUACAGAGACGGUAACUCCACAGAAACAGCCACAGUGGAUGAAAACACUCACGAGUUCUUCACCGAGUUAACAGAGCCGGGAACGUACCGAGUCCUGGUCACCACGCUGAGCUCGUCUGGAGAGUGUGAGGCGAGAGAGAGCACCGCCGACACCGGCUUCACCUUCUACCUCAGUCCAGGUGGGGAGCUGUUGGAGGAGCUCCGUGAGCGUCCUCAGGCCGUCAGCAUCAGACUGCUCGACUCGAGCACCGCUGCCGUCUCCUGGGCCCAGUCCUCGGAGAACCACAACGGCAGUGUGGUGUCGGUGAUGUCUACAACCUGUCUGAGGCCAAGUAUGAGCCAGAGGAUGGAGAACACGUACUGCAGUGAGGAAAACUCGACAAGUGACAUCAUCACUAACUUGACCCCUGGGGCUCAGUACAGAGUAGUCGUCUAUCACACCAACGGGCCGCUCAUCAGUCCGCCGUCUGAGCCUGUUAUCAUCGAUAUCGAGCCGACAGGUGUGCGAGAGCUCACCGUGUACCCCCUCAGCCCGACGGCGGUCAUCCUCAGCUGGCAGCGUCCGUACCACGUGGCAUUCAGGAAGUACGUCCUGCAGACGUUCUUCUUCAACCCUGUCACCCUCACCUCAGAGUGGACCACAUACUACGAGAUCGCCGCCACAGCCUCCGUCAUCGCCUCAGUGAGGGUGACUGACCUGCUGCCCGCCUGGUAUUAUAACUUCCGUGUUUCCAUGGUGACGUGGGGUGACCCUCCACUCAGCUGCUGUGACAGCUCCACGGUCAGCUUCGUCACAGCUCCUGAGGCUCCUCACAUCUCCUCGGUGGAUUACUCUCACGGUGUUCUCUACGUCCGCUGGACAUACGGCGAGCUCUUCAUCGACCUCUCUCACUCCAGGAUGCUUCACUGGCAGGUGGUCGCCGUGGGAAAGAAAGGACCUGAGAGGAGCUACUCCAUCGACGUGACUCGUAACGCGAUGCGUGCCAGUCUCCCUCUGCCUCCUGGAGACAUCUACAAUCUGACGGUGACAGCGUGCACAGAGCGCAGCAGGAACACCUCCAUGCCCAACAUCAUCAAACUGGAGCCGGCUCCUCCUCGCUCUCUGUUCGCUGUGAACGCCACACACUCGUCCGUGACUCUGCUGUGGACCGAGGAGGGCGUGGUCGACUACUACCAGGUCCUCUGCAGACCCAACAAACCCAACAAGGAGCUCAAGGCCCGGGAGCCUCAGACAUCCACCUCUCAUGUCCUGACGGUGUCUGGUCUGAUUCCCUCGUCCACCUACAACUGCACCGUCACCAGCUUCAGCUACAGCACGCCGAGCAAGCCCGCACACAUCACCAUCAGUACCGUGGCUAAAGAGAUGAACCCAAGCAUCGCCGCCAUCUCGGCCCUGGCCGUCCUCAGCAUCCUCCUCAUCAGCCUCCUCAUCCUCUUCCUGCUCGUCCUCCGGAAGAAACACCUCCAGAUGACAAGGGAGUGCGGCGCUGAGACUUUUGUGAACUUCGCUUCAUUUGAACGUGACGGGAAGCUUCCUUAUAACUGGCGAAGAAGCCUCUUUGCCUUCCUUACCCUACUGCCAUCCUGCCUUUGGACUGACUAUCUUUUGGCUUUUUAUAUUAAUCCUUGGAGCAAGACAGCUUUAAAGAAACGGAAGCUUACAAGCCCGGUGCAGCUGGACGACUUUGACGCUUACUUCAAAGAAAUGAGCAAAGACUCGGCUUAUAAGUUCUCCCUGCAAUUUGAGGAGCUGAAGAGUGUCGGUCUGGAUCUUUCCCAUGAUGCCGCUGACCUUCCCAUCAACAGACCCAAGAACAGAUACACCAACAUCCUGCCCUAUGACUUUAGUCGGGUGAAGCUGAUCUCGAUGCACAACGAUGAAGGUUCAGACUACAUCAACGCCAACUACAUACCUGGCUACAAACACGCUAAAGAGUACAUCGCCACGCAGGGUCCACUGCCUGAAACCCGCAACGAUUUCUGGAAGAUGGUUCUGCAGCAGAAAUCCCCAAUCAUCGUCAUGCUAACACAGUGCAAUGAACGACGCAGGGUAAAGUGUGAUCACUACUGGCCGUUCACAGACGAACCUGUGAUGUAUGGAGAGAUCAGUGCUGAGAUGCUCUCAGAAACCGAGUCUCCAGAGUGGACCAUCAGGAAGAUCAGACUGGGAUAUGCUGACGAGUCUCAAGACGUCCUCCAUCUGAAUUACACCUCAUGGCCUGAUCACGGCGUCCCCACAGUCAACGCCAUCGAGAGCAUUCUGCAGUUCGUCCACAUCGUGCGUCAACAGGCGAACCGCACCAAAGACCCCAUUAUCGUCCACUGCAGUGCUGGAGUCGGCAGGACGGGGACCUUCAUCGCUCUGGACCGUCUGAUGCAGCACAUCAGAGAGCACGAGUUUGUCGACAUCCUGGGCAUGGUGUCUGAGAUGAGAUCCCACCGUCUGUCCAUGGUCCAGACCGAGGAGCAGUACGUGUUCAUCCACCAGUGCGUCCUCCUCAUGUGGCAGAAGAAGAAGCAGCAGUCCAUCACCUCUGACGUCAUCUAUGAGAAUGCCAGCAAGACAUAAUGAUGGCGGCUCGUCCAAACGCUGCGAACACACUGGCCUCCUGUGCUUCAGGCAUCCAUUCUCUGCAGAAGAAGAUUCGCUUCAUCAUCAGUAUCAAAAAACAAAAACAGCUUAACAUCUCGAAGACACGACAGGAAAAAAAAGAAUCCAGUAUUUAGUUUGACUUAAAGCACGGGACGGGGAUCUGCCUUAAGGAGCUGAACUGACAAAAUAUACCCUGGACCCUCUGAACCGGACUGAUUCAACGUGAGGAGGGAGGGGAGCGUUAACAAGCUCUGUCCUGUGAUUGGAUGUCUACACUGUGUCCGUCCUCGUUCAGACGAUGUGAGGCAACGAGUCGGUGGAGCUGAGUCAGCAGUUUUUCAUUUAAAAUUGUUUUUUUUUUUUUUUUUACUCAGGAGUAGCUGAAAAACCAGCGAGCACACUGGCCUCUUCCUCCGCUCCGAUUUUUUUCAUCAUCCAUUAGCUUUAGCUUUUAGCGUAGUUAGAAUUCAUCGCCUAUCUGCAGUGAACAGCUGUCCUGGUGGGGAAAGAAGUCCAAACGUAGGCGGUAGAAUUCAACGUUACACUGCCAAACAUUUAAACACCAACGUGCUAGCUUACUGCCAGGACUGCAGCACAUUCACUGAAGAACCCAGCAAGCAUUCAACGAAGGAAGUUAGCAGAAAUUAGCACAAAAUUCUUCUUUUUUAAUGAAGCUGAUUGAAUCAAACACUAAAAGCAUUACGAUGCUUUUCUGAAUGUAAUUUUUUUUGUCUUGUAAGAGAAGCGAAUGGCGUCAAACUUUGGGGAAAAGUAAUCAACGAACGUGCCACAUUGCUGAAUAAUUUGGUAAAAAUGUGCUGCAGCUGCAGAGUCUGGCCUCAUAAAGUUUUAUCAGGAAGUAUUAAGGUACUGACUUCAAUAAUGCUGCUCAACUAGACACGGUACUUCUGUUUUCGUACAAAGAAUUAUCGGUAAAUGUUUGCUGGGUGUGCACAAGAACCGAAGGGCACAAGGACAGCUGAAGGAAUCAGACGCCUUUCUGUGGAAACACGAGUGCCUCCUGCCGCUGCGUGGAUGCCGCUGGAGCGCUGUGGGACGUGUUCGAGGCCAGUUUAGACAAUAGAGACUGACGUAGAGCUGUAGUUUGUAUUUGCACUGAGGAGCUGCCUGACCUGCUGACAAAAGAAGGGACGAGUUUCUGCUGCUUCUGACGGUGGACAACGAACUGUACAGCCGCGUCGCCCUGUGAACCGUGGGCUCUUUCUGUGAAGACGCGGAUUAAGUUUAGAGUAGAGACCAUCGGCUGCAACAAUCCUGUGUGGAGAGAAAAAGCAGAGAAGUGGAUCGUGUAUCAGAGAGUUUAUAAAGACGGGGGAGAGGACUGAUAUUUGGACUGAUGAACGGCCAAAAUCAACAAAAUAUAUCAAGAACUAUGAAGAUUUUUGUUGCUAAAUUUGGAAAAUGACGGUAAAACUGAGAACCUUCACAGACAGAAACAUAUCUGCUUAGCAUAUCUACAGUCAGCCCGAGUCAUGUCCAAAGAAGGGAUGUUCAAAGUCGACUGAUUUUACAAUUAAACCCAAAGUAGAGACUAGCGGUUAUAUUUAAGUUAAAUUUACGCAGCUUUCAUACAACUUAUUUCUAUUUCUGGAUCAAAACACUGCCAGACUCGCUGCUCAUAUGCUAUUUGUCCUUGUUUACAUCAGGGUAGUAGAGCCUUAUGGCGAGAAUUAAUGGAAGCUGCAGUGGUUACUAAUUGAGAGCGACAGUACCAUAGUUACUGACAGAGCAUCUGACCAGGAUUUUGAUCUUUAAUUGGUAAGUUCUGGUGCCAACUAGCAUUAAGCUGGCUCUUCAUGCACAUGCACCAAUUUGUACAAGUACAAAUAUAAACCAACGAAAUUAUGAGGCUACUGACGUGUAAACAAACUGCUUUUGUUACAGUGCCUGAAAGCCUAGAUCAAAAGUUUGGUAAAGCACAAUUUAGUCUUGUAUGAAUUCUGUCAUUUUUUAUUCUAACCCAUAAUUUGUUUUGACAAAGUAACUUUUUAGGAAUUUUUUAUCUAAUAUUCAAUCUCUGUUUUUUUUUUAAUUAUAAAAGUAUGGAAUUUGAAAAAAAGGCUUUAUGACAUAGAAGGGGAUAUUUUAAGGUUAUUUCUAGGGCUCACAUAAUUUUGUACUAUUUUAUCCUUUUGGGUGCAACAUAGUAAAACUACUUAAGUGGUGCAGCAGCUGGAUGCUACUCAUUUUAGCAUCUUCUUGCAUUCACAGUGAUGUAAAAUACAGUGCCUAUAGAACUUGUUUUUAUGUUUUACCCUUUUAUUGGUUUUAUAAAUCAAUCAUGGUCAAUAUACUUUGGCUUUUUUCACCAAAUAAAUUACAAAAA